UCGUUAGUCUUUCCUGGAACCAUCAAAAUCGGAAUUUUUGUAUAGUUUGCUCCGAUAUUACAACCAGAUGCUGUUAUAUAAGUAAGACCGGAAGCUGUUUGUGGGCAUGCUGAGCAAGCAACAGACCGAAGAAGAUGUCCGGCAAAUUUUCGCACCCUACGGUACAAUAGAAGAGUGCACUAUCUUACGAGGACCUGACGGCGCUAGCAAAGGUUGUGCUUUCGUGAAAUUCAGUUCACAUCAAGAAGCACAAGCGGCAAUCAACAACUUACACGGAAGUCAAACUAUGCCG
This is a messenger RNA of Agrilus planipennis (emerald ash borer), 292 nucleotides long. RefSeq names its product CUGBP Elav-like family member 3. Gene Ontology annotation, cellular component: nucleus; ribonucleoprotein complex; cytoplasm. Lineage: Eukaryota; Metazoa; Arthropoda; Insecta; Coleoptera; Buprestidae. Gene Ontology annotation, molecular function: mRNA binding. The record is from RefSeq and is a predicted model, not a curated record. The annotation marks the transcript as partial. The transcript is spliced from 3 exons. Gene Ontology annotation, biological process: mRNA splice site recognition; regulation of alternative mRNA splicing, via spliceosome.